AUGUCUGGAAUCAACCGAAAACGCCUCGCAUGUCUCGAAUGCACUCGUCGCAAAGUCAAAUGCGACAAGAUUCUACCAUGUCGCAACUGCACCAGGAAAAGGGCGAUCUGUACUCGGCCGCGCGAGCGGAACUCCACGAGUCCCAGCAUUGCUCAGACUCUAUCCGAAGAACGCUCGGAACGACCUGUCACAGUGCGGCCGAGCACUGAUGCAUCAAAUUCAAACCCGAAAAUCAUCGAGAGGCUUCAAGCUAGAAUCAUAGAACUGGAAAAUACACUAAAUGAUGUCAAUGAAGCUCGGGUACGCUCGAACAUGGCUAGACCGGAGCCUUCCAUCAAUCCAACUUCGUUUUCUCCUACCCAGUCAGCGUCGGCACAACAAUCUCCUUUCUCUGUUCGUACCUCUAUAAAUGCGGAUGGGGAUGUGAAUAAUAUACCUAGAGAAGUGGAAGAUGCGGCGACUAUCCUGGAGUUUCUUGCAUGGGGGCGUCGCAAAGAUCCCACCUACCAAGAUGAGAUUGCGAGACAAAGUAAUCUGGAUCAUUCACCCGGGGACAUACCAGUUGAAGAUGAGUGGGAGGAUACCUGUAAACCAGGACUCUCAGCUACAGCUCUCUGUCAGGCUUUUCUGCCAAGCAGAGCGAAGGUCUACCAGUUAGUGCAGUAUCAUUGUGACUGUUUACUUUGGUAUCACGGGUCAUUUCAUACGAAGACGUUUCUAGCUGAGCUGGACACAUUCUAUGAGAAAGAUGGAGGUCGUAUAGAAGGAUCUAGUAUCCGAUUACAAUGGAUCUCCCUUCUGUUCGCGAUCCUCACCGGCUCCAUGGCCUGUGCUCCAAGAUCCGUCGCUCAAUCUUGGGGAUUUCGCGACCGAGAGAAAGAUACUUUGUCCAAGCGUUGGUUGAAGACCACUAUCGCUUGCUUACAUCAAGCUGACUAUAUGGCCUGUCAUUCUAUCUACUCUGUUGAAGCCAUCACAACAUUAACGAUUUCCGCUCAUAUGCUCGGUCAUUCGAAUGGAUUUUCUGUCCUGCUAGCCUCUGCAGUUCGGAUCGCGCAAGGUCUCGGACUUCACCAGCUAGAAGAAGAAAGUCGAAACCCGGCGCCUGGCCUUAUAGCGCGAGAGAUCGGUCGGAGAGUCUGGUGCCAACUCUGUAUUCAAGACUGGUUCUCGAUUCCCUUCACUGAAAGCUACUUGAUCCACCGUCUAGGCUUCAGUUCUAUAAAGCCCCAACACUGUGACGAAGAAAUGGAUUCUCUUUCAGAAGAUGAGCCUUCUAUAACGAGCUAUUCACGCCUAUUUUAUAAUAUUGCGGCUCUCAUGCCGGGUCUGCAGGAUGAUUGCAUUUCAUGUAAUACCCUAUACACCAGGUACGAAGAGGUUCUCAGAUAUGAUCGCCGUCUACGCACUCUAGCCACGAAACACCUGCCACGCUAUCUACAAAACGUGCCUAUAGAUCCGUCUUGGCCAUGCUAUAUACCAUGGGCACGAAGAAGUCUGGCUAUCAGCUCAGCUCACAAGGUCAUCAUGAUUCAUAGAAAGUUCUUGAGUCUGAGCUUCACUAAUCCUCUGUUCGAGUUUACUCGGAAGACUUGCGUCGCUGCAUCCAGAACGAUUAUCAAAGAACAAAAGGAAGCAGCUCGAGAUGGGGGUCCUGUACUAUGGAUUCACCAAGCCUUCAGCGUAACAGCUAGCGUAAGUCACCAUCUCUCCCUCCACCUGGGAAUAAUGAUCUGCUAA
Molecule: messenger RNA, 1740 nt
Organism: Penicillium malachiteum
Lineage: Eukaryota; Fungi; Ascomycota; Eurotiomycetes; Eurotiales; Aspergillaceae
Product: Zn(II)2Cys6 transcription factor
Exons: 1
Coding region: 1-1740 (579 amino acids)
Biological process (GO): regulation of DNA-templated transcription
Molecular function (GO): DNA-binding transcription factor activity, RNA polymerase II-specific; zinc ion binding
Source: RefSeq, a predicted model, not a curated record